This is a messenger RNA of Orbicella faveolata, 2479 nucleotides long. RefSeq lists its product as uncharacterized. The record is from RefSeq and is a predicted model, not a curated record. Gene Ontology annotation, biological process: transmembrane transport. Gene Ontology annotation, molecular function: transmembrane transporter activity. Gene Ontology annotation, cellular component: membrane. Lineage: Eukaryota; Metazoa; Cnidaria; Anthozoa; Scleractinia; Merulinidae.
UCCAACGUAUACCAGCAGGAUCAUCGUUUCAGUUGCUUGCUUAAACAUUUUGUACGAUAAUGAAUGUUCUCAUACACCACGUACCUAACCAGUGACCCCUGCUUGCUGCUGACCAGUGCUGUCCGUGGCCUGUUAUUGCGGGCUCGUCUCAUGACAGUCACGCGAGUUUUUGCGUUCUUCCGUUUUCUCGUGCACGGUUUGUGUAAAAUCUUUUCCAUUCAUCCGCUACUGAACACGCUCAGACGAAGAAGGAUGGCUUCCGAAAGUUUUGUAGUAGUUUUUAAGGCUGGCGGCUAUGCAGUGUAUGUUCUUUUUCUCCUGCUUAGUGCGUAUUUGCUGAACCAACUCGACAGGUAUGCUUUGGCAGUUUCCUCGCAACCGAUGGCACAUGACAUUAAGUUUGGUGAUAAAGGCUGCUUGCCUUACAACUCAACGUUUUCCUCUGAAUACAAAGACUUCUGUGUGAAAAGUACCAAAGACAGCAAUGAGCCGGAGAGGAACAAAUCAGCAUGUGAGUGGAAAAAAGCCAAAACCUCAAGCCAACAUGUGUGUGUUUGGGAUUAUGAUGGGACAGGAAGUGAUUAUCAGAUCCUUGCUGGUCCUGUCUUCAUUCUUGUUUACACUGUCAGUGGUAUUCCUCUUGGGUUUUGUGCUGGUGUUUUUCAUCGUAGAAAUCUGAUUGUUUUCUGCCUCUUACUGUGGAGUGCCAUGACACUGCUGACAGGUUUUGCAACCAAGUACUGGCACUUAGUUGUUACAAGAUUUGUUCUUGGGAUUGGAGAGGCUGGCUGCACUCCAUUUGCUACCAGUUUAAUAGCUGACUAUUUUCCUGAGACAUUACGAGGAUCGGCCCUUGGUGUUUACAACUGGGGAAUCUAUAUUGGUUAUAGCAUGGCUUAUGCAUUCGGUAACUUUAUUACACAAGCGGAUAUUGAUGGCAAAGGAUGGAGAUGGGUGUUUUGGAUUGCUGCUAUGCCUGGCUUUGUUCUAGGACUCCUCAUGCUGUUCACACUGAAGGAGCCAGCAAGGAGUGAGAAACCGGAUGUGCAGAGAAUUGUUAGCCAGCCACGGCGAGAGGUUUUAAGAGAGAAGCUCUUAUUACUGGGAAGAACGUUUAUCCGUCCUUCACUGCUGAUCCUGUUCCUUGCCAUAAUCAGGGAUGCAGGAGAUUAUGUGUGGGCCUACAACACUCAACCAUACUUCAACAAAUACUAUCCGAAAACGAAUGUCGGUGAAUAUAUGAGUUGGAUUCCUCUUGUCGAAGGAAGCCUGGGUGUGGUUCUUGGUGGAUUUAUCUCUGAUCGCUUGAUUAAGAACCGAGGAUUUUAUAUGAGGGUCUGGGUGCUAAUAUUUAGCCAGGUAAUCGCGGCGCCAUUCGCUGCUGGAGCUCUAUUUUUGAAACCGCCAUGGGCGUUCAUCAGUUUGAUUCCGUCCAACAUCAUUGGUGAAAUGUGGGUUGGUGUGACAUUGACUGUCGUUGUAGAACUGGUGCCAAACACUAUCCGCUCACCGGCCAUCGCUGGAUAUCUUUUCAUUAUCUCCAUCAUUGGCGGUAAUGUUCCUCUGCUUGUUCCUCCGCUCAAGGAAGUCACCAGUCUGCGAACAGCACUGUACAUUCUCUUCCCUGGCUUGUACCUCCUUAGCUCGGUGUUCUUUCUGUUGACUUUGUUUUCGUUGAAGCGUGACAUGAGGCUCGCAAAGGAGGAGGAGGAGGUUAUAAAACCGUUAUUACCUGAAACGCCCACUUCUGAACACGGAGGGAAAACGUUAUAAGUUGAAAUGAUAACGCCCAGAUGUAUCACCAGUCCGCAGGCCUACAAUUGUUUAAGCAGAUUACGUAAUAUAGAGAAUAUUAAAAUGCGACGCUAUGUAUUUAUGUGCAGAUAAAAUUCGAGGAAGUGUCCCCGAAACUGACAGGAAAAAUUUGGGAGCCGUUCUCACCAGUAUGCGAUACUUUUCAAGCUAAAAAGACUUCAAGGAUUCAAUGUGAAUCGAACAAUAGUAAAGAUAUUUCACGAGAGUCCAAGAUUGGCUGGCUGGCAAGACGUGCAUCCAGACUUGAUCCAGGAAUUAGCUGAAGCAAGUAACAGCCUGUGUCAUGUAAAAUGCACUGUUGUUGAGAGUACAUCAGUUGCAGAUAAUUAGUAGUUUGCGAUGACUACUCGACUUGGUUCGACAGUUGUAACGUGACUUUGUUACGGCAAGUUGUAAUCAAGUUAUCAGGCAAUAUCGCAAACCACUGACUAAGAUGCAAUAUCCGCAGGCUUGAAGCAUUUAGUUUAGGGAACGCAGUAUUUAUUCUUUCGAGAGAUGAAAUAGGACAAAGCGCUAGCUUGGAAUGUUGCAAGAAACAUAUUUAAGGUGAAUGAAAUCUAGGCUAGGCUAGAAACUUUAGGAACUGCUAAGUGCGUUAUCACCAUGAAAAGAAAGAAUCAAGGCUUUUGUAUAUGGAAUUAAAUCAAUAAGUUGUGAAACAGAA